Mercurialis annua (annual mercury) is the source of this 648-nucleotide messenger RNA. RefSeq names its product protein CYSTEINE-RICH TRANSMEMBRANE MODULE 9-like. The transcript has 3 exons. The coding region runs from base 266 to 514 and encodes 82 amino acids. The record is from RefSeq and is a predicted model, not a curated record. NCBI's taxonomy places the organism in Eukaryota, Viridiplantae, Streptophyta, Magnoliopsida, Malpighiales, Euphorbiaceae.
AUUCAUCCAAUCAAAAAUUUAGACUCGAAAACACGUAUGCAUGAAAUCAAACGCAGUCCUCGUUAAGGAAAGUAUUUUCAAAUUUUAAUUCAUUUUUAUUUAUUACAACAAUUUUACACCUGCUUUCAUAUGCUCCAUCUAUCUCUAUAUAUUUACAUUUUUUUUUUCAUUUUAAUGACAAACUUUAAAAACUAUCUAAAUUUAGCUUUCCAAUUGUAUCACUUCCCAAAGUUUUGUUUUCAAAUUUCUACAUUUUUAAAUUAAAAUGAGUCACUAUAACCAUCAACAAUCUCCAGCUGUAUCUCCACCUCCGGUUGGUUACCCGAUGAAAAAUGGUCCAGAAACUGAAUGUAACGUACAAAAUCAACCCUCUGCUCCAGUCGAAACUAAACAAAGAGGAGGACUUUGCAAAGGAUUGUGUGCUGGGAUGUGUUUCUGCUGCCUUCUCUUUUUCUUAUUUUUCUUUUUUUUCCUUUUAACUAUGAUAGAGGAGAAGAACAAAAGAAAGGAGUGAUUGUUCAUAUAUUUUUUCGAGCUUUUUUUUAUGUCAUUAGUUAUAUGUUUUUUUUUAUCUUAAUUGAUAGUUUUUGUUUUUUUAUUAGAUGUUUUUUCGUGUUUAGGGGCUGACCCAACUUUAUAGGCUGAGGC